This is a messenger RNA of Cokeromyces recurvatus, 1329 nucleotides long. RefSeq lists its product as uncharacterized. Lineage: Eukaryota; Fungi; Mucoromycota; Mucoromycetes; Mucorales; Mucoraceae. Gene Ontology annotation, molecular function: phosphatidylinositol binding. The transcript has 11 exons. The record is from RefSeq and is a predicted model, not a curated record. The coding region runs from base 1 to 1329 and encodes 442 amino acids.
AUGUCUAUUCAUGAUUUCAAUGAGCAACAAGGACUUUCUUCUUGGUCUUUUGAUACUACCAAUGCCUUUGAAGAAAGUGCUUCAUUCUAUGACCAAAAUUUAGCUUCCACUUCUUCCUACGAUCCCUUUCAAUCAAAUAAACAAAAUACAAAUGAACAAUAUAAAGCAGAACCAAUGACGAUUAAAGUAGAUGAUCCACUUAAAAGCAGUGAUGGUUUUUUUGUUACAUAUCGAGUAUUCACAAUGACGGCAUUACCUAAUUAUUCAGUAGAUAAUCGACCCGUACGACGUCGUUUUCAAGAUUUUGUAUGGCUUCAUAAUGCAUUAUCAGUUGAAUUUUCUACUUGUGUCAUACCUCCAUUACCCGAAAAGCAUCGUUUAAAAUACAUGAAAGGAGAUGGAUUUGAUUCAGCAUUUAUUGAGCAUAGAAGACUAUGUUUGCAAUGGUUUAUGGAUAGAAUAGCAAGACAUCCUUUACUUCAAGCAUCACACUAUACACGACUCUUUCUAGAGUCUACAGAUUUUAAAUCAGAUAAGAAAAUAUUCAAAGCAUCACUUCAUCAAAAUCAUUCACUAUUCGGAUCAUUAUUUAAAUCACUUGUAAAGGUGAAGAAACCAGAUGAAAAGUUUAUUGAAAUGAAGGACACAAUAGAUAAAUUUGAAGAUAACUUGAAUAUUGUUGAAAAAUUAUACCAUCGAAUUGGCAAAAGACAACAAGAAUUGGAACAGAAUUAUAGUUUAUUUGCAAGCAGUAUUCGUGGUUUAUCUGCAUUAGAAACAAAUGUAGACCAGCCAUUACGACAAUUUGCAGAAGCAACAGAGUCCUAUAUAGAAGCAUUAAAAGAAAUGAGAAAACAAGAAGAUUUAUUGUUUUUGAAUGAUGUACACGAGUUGAUUAACUAUUGUCAUGCAACUAAAGAACAACUGAUUGAAAGAGAUCAAAAACAAGUUAAUUUUGAAGAUGUUUCAGCUGCAUUGCAAUCUAUUGUACUUGAAAGAGAAAGGCUAUUAUAUCCUGGUAAAAAUUUGGGCAGAGCUGCUGCAGGCAACAUGAACAUCACGGAUAUUAUGCAAGAUAAGAUGAGUGAUAAUGGGAAAGCAAGGACUGAAAGGCUCCAGGAUGAAGUGACGAAGGCAAAUGAUAUUAGUAACAAAUAUUCGAGUCAAAUGAUGAAAGAAUAUGAAAUAUUUAAAAAAUCCAAAGAAAUUGAACUAAAGCAAGGAUUAGCUGCUUAUGCUGAUUGUCAUAUUGAUUUCUAUAAAAAGAGUAUUUCUAUAUGGGAGAACAUUUUACCUGUAUUGGAUCAAAUUCAAUUAGAAGAUUUAUAA